AUGAGCUCAUUCACCAACUUCGACAAUCUUCUCCUCCAAACCCUAAUGGGUCGCCUCCAAAUCCAUCCUCCUCCUCCUUCUCGAAACCCUUUCCUUUCUCAAUCCCUAGAAGACCUCCUUUUCAACGUUGAUGACUCUUCAGAUGACGAUGACACCAGCAAAACCCAGCUCUCAAAAGAAGAGUCCAAGCUCGAGAAGGAAAUCAUACGAGUCAUCCUGUCAGGCAAGACCGAUUCACUGAAACCCAACUCUGGUCAGGCUGUUACAGUCGGCGAACAUCACAUCUGUGUUGGGUUUCACGAGGAAAAAGGAUCGGAUUAUCGGGUAUGGGAGUGGCAUGGACAUAUCAUGCUUUUUGAUGAAGAGAAUGGGUAUACCCCUGAGUACAUUUAUGGGAAUUACUUUGAGAGGCAUCUUGGUAAGACUGCCGCUGCCACCGCGCCUAAGCAGGAGCAGGAAGAGAACGAAGACGAGGAGGAGGAGAAAAUAGGGAAUUUGGGGUUGAGAGAAUUGAUUGAUGGUGGGGAUUCUGCUGCUGCUAGGAUUCUUCACAGGAAUAUCUGUGCGGGUUCUUCUAGUGGUCUUCAGCUUGCCACUCAUAGAGUGGUAGUUCUGGAAAUGAUGUUCAUUUCUUGUGUUCUAGUCAUAGUGGAAUCAGACCAAGUGCAGUUGAGGCAGGUUGGAGAAAUAUCGGAAGGGAACCAUGUGGUUGCUCCAGUGAUGAAGCACUUUUUGAAUGCUAUACUUCUGAAACUUCCUUUAUUGUUAUUAGACCGAAUUUCUCGUCCUUAUUUUGGUUCAAUAAAUGCUAUAAAUUUAAUCAAAGUUUGUGGCUUGACAAAUAUAGUGAUCUUGAUGGAAGGGAAAGGCAUUGAGGAAUCUAGACUUCUGUUUCUGCCUCUUGAACCUGUGGCACUGGUGCUUUUGUUCUUCAAGCAUUCUCUAUCUUCCCCCCGAACUGGGGCUAAAGGGGUCUAUGGCGUUCUGCUUGGUCGUCAAGUCUACACAAGGGGGUUUGUUUUGGAUUUUGCGGUUUCUUUCAGUGGCAUGGCUGAGGGAGCAGUGGAUUUGACAUUGCUCACCAAGUCAAGCCUGCAAUGCGGUCGAGAGAGCUACAGCCUAGAGGGAGGGAUCUUGUACAAAACAACAGCUGAUUUGAAGAAGUGGGUUGAGAAGAGGAACAGAAAACAUUUGGAACACGGUUGA
This is a messenger RNA of Dovyalis caffra, 1206 nucleotides long. The record is from the annotation of a GenBank genome assembly. Lineage: Eukaryota; Viridiplantae; Streptophyta; Magnoliopsida; Malpighiales; Salicaceae.